AUGACAAUCACCCAUAUUGUCCUUUUCCAAUUCGAGCAGGAUGCGCCUCUUGAAGCAGUUCUUAAUGCAUGCAAGCGAAUGCUGAGUCUCAAAGACCGUUGCCUCCAUUCAUCAACAGGCAAACCAUAUAUCCAAUCAGCGUCGGGUGAAAAGGAUAAUUCGCCUGAAGGUGCACAGGGUAGUAUCACACAUGCAUUUAUUUUUGAGUUUGCAACAGACGCGGACAGGGACUUUUACGUUAAUCGAGGCCAUGUACAUCAGGAGUUUGUCAGGAGCCUGGAUGGGUUAAUUGAGAGGGCCCUGGUGGUGGACUUUACUCCUGGUGUGCUAAAUACAUACACACCAUACAUAUAG
This is a messenger RNA of Aspergillus japonicus CBS 114.51, 354 nucleotides long. Its product is annotated as Dabb family protein. Bases 1 to 354 code for a protein of 117 amino acids. Lineage: Eukaryota; Fungi; Ascomycota; Eurotiomycetes; Eurotiales; Aspergillaceae. The record is from RefSeq and is a predicted model, not a curated record. The transcript is spliced from 3 exons.